Molecule: messenger RNA, 2300 nt
Organism: Oryza sativa Japonica Group (Japanese rice)
Lineage: Eukaryota; Viridiplantae; Streptophyta; Magnoliopsida; Poales; Poaceae
Source: RefSeq, a predicted model, not a curated record
AUACAAGUGAUCCCCACUUAGUGUAGUUAUUAGGAUUUUGCUGAGUUCUGGUGAAGCCACGUCACCCUUUUAAUCUCAGUCGUUCGAUCAGUUGCUACAGACGGUCCGAUGUAUUCCAUCCUUCCCUAAGCGUCGCCUCCCUCCUCCACCGAGCGCGGAUUCUCCGCCGCCGCCGCCGGGCGCGCUCCUCUCCCCGCGUGCGCUCCUCUCCUUUCCCCACCAGCCCCCGCGCGCAACUCCUCCCUUCCCCACAUCGCGCGCGCGCCAGGCGCGGGCCCGGCGCCGACUGCUCUUGCUCCUUUCCCCAAUCGCGCGCACGCGUCAGGCGCGGGCCCGCCGCCGGCCGCUCUCGCAUCCCCGCGCCGCUUCUCCUCCAACCCUCUCCCCCCGGCGCUUCUUCUCCAAUCCACCCCCCUCUAGCGCUUCUCCUCCCCCUCCCCCCCCAAUCUUUGUUUCAUCCGAGCUUUCACUUCUGCGAGGUUGUGUGUUCUUCUACGGGAUUCUCUCCCCGGCGAUUCUCUGGCCGCUUCUCCUCCCUCCGUAUAUCUAUUGAGUCGAGUGAUGGAUGCCACAGGCGAUUUGUGUUCUUGCUUCCUAUCUUCAGUCCCUGCAUGUAUCGAUCAAAAUUGAGGAGUUUCUAUCAGGCUGUCUGCUCCUGCUGCUGCAGAAACGAGUGUAAGUUCAUUCCCAUUCCUAUUGUCUACUAUCAUUGUAGCAGCAGCUAUGGGCUAUCACUGAGGUCAGUCUCCAUAACAUUCCCAUCCAAAGCAGCGGCUUAUCUGGUUUCUCCAUAUGAGUUCUCUAUCAAGAAAAUAUCCCAAUAUAUUUGGUACCACAUAUUCGUUCAUGGUCACCGACUUUCCAGAUAUUAUAAUACAACCAUCCUAUGAUAUCUUCUUUGUAAGAGGUACUAAGCAAUUUUCUCCUUUGCUGUGCCAUUAUCCUCUCACUUCAGGUAGCCGAUAUCAUCUUUUAUAUUUUACUCAUUCAUUCAUUUAUUUGUUCUUUUUAUCUCUUGCUAGAUUGUUAGCUCAGGUUAAUCUUUGUUCUCCCCCCUCCCCCUCCUAUAAACAAAUAACCAAAAGUUUGUUUGGAAGAUUCAGUAUCUUCGGUAAGCAGAGGUGGUCAAAGUUACAUUCUACCUGGAUGGCCACUCGAGGAAAAUUGGCCUCCCCUUUGAUGCUAAAUAAUAUAUCCUUACAAGUUUGUGAUCCCCUACCUCUCUACCUUCCCAUUUCAUCUGUUUGUCACUAAUGAAAAUUAUGAUGGUGAUUUCAGAACAUUCAAGGGAUUUGAUCUAUUUCACAUUUCUUUCAGAUCAAUAUAACUCCUUUUCAUCGUAAUGAUAUAAUGGCAUCAAGUGAUUUGAUCAAGCACAAGAAAGAGUGCUACUGCUACAGUGCGGAGUUACAUAUUUGAUUUUUGGCAUGUUCAGAACUUCUUUUGACCAAUUUCUAUGUUCUCAGAAUUUUGUUACCAUCAUUCACUUAGUAUGGUUACUGUUCUUGAUGAAUACCUUGUGAAAAAAAAACCAUGGAUUAAGCCUUUUACCUUACGGAUUUCAUGCAUCAAAUAUUGCAUAAUUUUUUUAUUUCAUCGAAAAGAUAUAAGCUCUACUACGAUAAAUUCGUCAGUUCAGCCGAUGAAGUUUGCAAUAUUGCAGUAUGAGGUAAAAUGGAUGUUUCAGUGGAUUCAGUCACUGAAUUUCACUUCCUUUUGCUAAAAAGUAAUUUGAAUACAACAUUUUUUAAACCAUAUAAUACAAUAUUAAUGUUUUCCUUGCCUCAUAAAUAUUAGAAUUAUCAUAUAUUUGUUUAUCUAUUUUCAUAUCAUUUUGCAGUGCCACGUCCUAUAUAGGUUGGCUUUGCGCAACCUUUUACAUCGUUGCUCGAUUCGUCAUCACAUUGUUAGCUGGGGGAGCUAGACUAAUCUUAUGAAGCUUGAUACUUGAUCAGUAAAUUACAUUUUUUUUGCAGGGAUCAGUAAAUUACUUAGACUGCUGCUAAAAACAGACAAGUAUGAACGUUUAAAAAGGAGGCUAAUAAGCAGUUCCAUUCUUGAUGAACUUUCUGUAAGUUAAAAACGUAUUUGACUAUGGUUUCCUAAGUGUUUUUGAGUUUAUAUAGUACUCUUAUCCAUAUUAAUUGACUCCGUGGGCUGUAAAAGGUGCACAUGUCACUAUGUAAUAUACUCCAAUCUUGCUCUUUUUUCACAAGAACAUAUCAAUAUGUAUUUACUGUAGUCUCAACUACAACUCCAAACUUUCUUCAUAUAUUUGAGUUGCUCUCACUAUUAAUUUA